GCUUGACCAAAAAAAAAAAAAAAAAACCAUGCUUGAUGUCAUUGCGUGAGAAUUUUUUUUUUUUUUUCGCCAAAUCUUGUAUUGUCACUAAUUUCUUGUUGAAUUAAUUUUGAUUUUUUUGUUUGCGGAAUUUAUUGAUUUUUUUUUGAAACAACAAUAAUAAUGGCUGCACAAAUUCUCAACAGUCUUGGCCGGCUAGGUAUUGGUUUAGCUAUUGGUGCUAGUGUUCUGAAUACUUCAUUGUAUAAUGUCGACGGUGGAUCACGAGCUGUUAUUUUUGAUCGUUUUGCUGGCAUUAAAAAUGUUGUCGGUGAAGGUACACAUUUUUUGAUUCCAUGGGUACAACGUGCCAUCAUAUAUGAUAUACGAUCACGACCAAAAUCGGUAUCAGUAAUAACCGGCAGUAAAGAUUUACAAACAGUCAAUAUUACAUUGAGGAUAUUAUUCCGUCCAAUACCAUCGGAAUUGCCGAAAUUAUAUAGUAGUCUAGGUGAAGAUUAUGAUCAACGUGUAUUGCCAUCGAUUACAAAUGAAGUACUAAAAGCUGUUGUUGCACAAUUUGAUGCCGGCGAAUUGAUUACACAACGUGAAAUUGUAUCAAGUCGUGUUAGUGAAGAUUUAACUGAACGUGCCUCUCAUUUUGGUCUUGUACUUGAUGACAUUUCUUUGACACAUUUAGGUUUUGGUCGUGAAUUUACGGCUGCUGUUGAAAUGAAACAAGUUGCACAACAGGAUGCAGAACGUGCCCGUUUUGUUGUGGAAAAAGCUGAACAUUUGAAAAAAGCAGCAGUUAUCAGUGCUGAAGGUGAUUCACAAGCAGCAUCAUUAUUGGCUAAAGCAUUUGGUGAUUGUGGUGAAGCAUUGGUUGAAUUACGUCGUAUGGAAGCUGCUGAAGAAAUUGCUAAACAAUUAUCACGUUCACGUAAUAUUGCCUAUCUUCCACCUGGUCAACAUACAUUAUUAAGUUUACCACAAAUGUAAUAAAACAAAUGUGAAAAUUCAAGUGACCAUCAUCUUUGAACAUCAAGAUUGUUCAUCAAGAUUUCCGUUUUUUUUCCUCCUAUUAAUAGUUUCUUGAAAAUUCUGUAAUUCUGUAGUGCAAAAAAAAAUUCCAAGUAAAUCAUUGAAUUUUUUUUUCUUGUAUUUGAAUCAGAUGAAUAAAUAAAUAAACAAA
Molecule: messenger RNA, 1174 nt
Organism: Dermatophagoides farinae (American house dust mite)
Lineage: Eukaryota; Metazoa; Arthropoda; Arachnida; Sarcoptiformes; Pyroglyphidae
Gene: Phb1
Product: prohibitin 1
Biological process (GO): mitochondrion organization
Cellular component (GO): mitochondrion; membrane
Source: RefSeq, a predicted model, not a curated record